Letharia columbiana is the source of this 300-nucleotide messenger RNA. RefSeq lists its product as uncharacterized. The coding region runs from base 1 to 300 and encodes 99 amino acids. The transcript is spliced from 4 exons. Lineage: Eukaryota; Fungi; Ascomycota; Lecanoromycetes; Lecanorales; Parmeliaceae. The record is from RefSeq and is a predicted model, not a curated record.
AUGCCUCACGCCACCGCCACCUUCAAUGGCAAAGUUAUUGCGGAAACCGAUAACUGGGAAUAUGUCGAGGGGAACAUAUACUUUCCACCCAGCUCUGUAGACCAGUCGGUCCUCAGCAAGGCUAAGCUGACUACCAAGUGUCCUUGGAAAGGCAUAGCUUCAUAUUACAACAUCACCGUCGAUGGAAAGGAAGCAAAAGACGCCGCCUGGUACUAUCCAGAGACCAUCACCGACAAAGCUGCUCCAAUCAAGGACCACGUUGCCUUUUACAAAACGAAGGUCGAGAUCAAUUCCGAGUAA